AUGGCAGAAAUUGACCAAGAAGGGGAAAUUCAGCCUGAUGGAACACUACUUGUGGGAGGCCAUGCGAUAGCCGUCAUAUACUUUAGAGCUAGGUAUGCACCAACUGAUUAUCCUUCAGAAGCAGAAUGGAGAGCUAGACUACUGAUGGAGCGUUCAUCAGCCAUUAAGUGUCCUUCCAUAUCUUAUCAUCUGACGGGAACCAAGAAAAUACAACAAGAACUUGCAAAACCUGACGUGCUUGAGAAGUAA
Linum tenue is the source of this 249-nucleotide messenger RNA. The record is from the annotation of a GenBank genome assembly. NCBI's taxonomy places the organism in Eukaryota, Viridiplantae, Streptophyta, Magnoliopsida, Malpighiales, Linaceae.